This is a messenger RNA of Monoraphidium neglectum, 2844 nucleotides long. RefSeq lists its product as hypothetical. Lineage: Eukaryota; Viridiplantae; Chlorophyta; Chlorophyceae; Sphaeropleales; Selenastraceae. Bases 1 to 2844 code for a protein of 947 amino acids. The record is from RefSeq and is a predicted model, not a curated record. The transcript has 5 exons.
AUGAGGGAGCCCGGCUUGCUGCCCGCCGUCGUUGCGCUGCUGGACGACCCCAGCCCCUUCAUGGUGGAGGCCGCCGGCUCGAUAUUGGCAAACCUCUCCGGGGGCAGCAACAGUGCGCUUAUCGAGGUCAAUGGCGCGGACAUGUGCGGCUCGCUGGCGCGCGCGCUGGCGCGCUGCCUCGAGCGGCUAUCGCUGGUCGGCGGGUUCGGCGGGCGGGGGGACGCUGGGUCAGAUGAUGACCAGACGUGGCAGCGGUUCCUGUGGCAGGCCUUGAGCCUCUCGAGGGUGAUCGCCCAGGACCCGCAAGGGGGCCAGGGCUUGGGAGCCGUCUGCCCGUCCCUGCCCGUCCUGCUCAGGCGCCACGUGACGCACGUCCAGGAGCCCGGCGGCCACCCGCCCGGCAAGGGCCCCCUCGCUGCCGACGCGCGCACGAAGUUCCACGGUCUCAUCGCGCACAGCGACGUCGCUGCUGCCGCUGCGGCGGCUGACCCCCUCGCAGCGCUGUUCUCUGUGUUGAAUGGGGACUGCGACGAGCGGGGCGUGCACCCCAUGUGCCGCGUGCUGGGCGAGAUGGCCCCUGGUCAGGCGCGAGACACUCUCAUCCAGCGGCAGGCAGACUGCUUCUUCGCGCUCUCCUCCAUACUCGCGCACGGCGGUGUCGUGGGUGCGGGAGUGCUCGAAAGGGCGAUGGGCGCGGCGGCCUCGGUGUGGGCCAUGGUGUUGUCGCGCAGCGGUCAGCACAACGCCGCGCUCUGGCAGCAUGGCGGCCUCGUGCUGGCAGUCUGCCGCCUGGCACGCCUGGCUGCCUUGCCUCGCGAAGCCGUCGGCGGCGACGGCCCCGCGCGCGUCGCGGAGCGCGCCGUCUGGGCGCUGGCGGAGUGCGUCCCCACGCUGCCCGCGUUGGAUGAGGGCGCGUUCGACGCGGGCGGGCGGCUUGUCGCGGCCGCGCGCGCCGGCGGCGACCCCUCCAGCCUGCUGCGGCAGCCGCUGGACCAGUGGCUGUACCCUGAGCUGCUCAGCACCGCGCUGGCAUGCCUGCAGCCGCCGGCGCCCGAGCUUGCGAACCUCGGGUGCUCGACCGACGACGUGCGCCGCCGCGCAGCAGAGGGGCGCGUGCGCCUGCAGGGCGCUGCUGCAGAGCUGCUCACCGCCUGCGCGAUACGCGGGCCCGAGUACGCGCGCGCCGUCCAGGCCGCCGUGGCGAUUGUCCCCUCGGGCGGCGACGCUGCAGUCGCGGAUGCCCUCCGGCGCCUCAGGGACGCGUCAGGCCGUUCGGCCCCUUUGCCUCUUCUCGUCCCCUGCCCCGGCGUCCCCGGCGCGUGCUGGUCUGCAGCUGCCCCAGCAGCAGGGAUGACGUGCAUCCACGACCCCGCCCACCAGAUGCUGGCCGCCUUCAUCAUCACCGCGCUGCAGGACCCGCACGGCCCGCGCCUCGACCUAAACAGCCCGCUGCCGCCGCGCGACGCGCUCGCCAUGUGCGACGAGCUGCGGGCCGCGCUGCUGCGUGUCGGCGGCUGCGGGCAUAUCAGCGCGCUGGCGCUCCUGGCGCUGGGGAUUGAGGAGGCGUGGCGCUGCAAGGCGCUGUGCAGGAUGAAGAUGCAGGCGGGGCGCGCGAACAGCAGCGGCGGCGACGGCGGCGAUGGCAGCGACGACGUGAGCGGGGGCGCAACCGCGUGCCCCAGCGCCGUCUACUCGCGCGCCCACGUGCUGCUGGAGGGGCUCAACUCAGACCUGCGCACAGCCCUGCAGGCGCGCGAAAACUUCCAGACAUUGGUCGGCGUUGUCAGCAGGCCACGGGGAGGUAGACCGGGCAGCGGCGCGAGCGCCCUUGCCGCCACGCACGCUGCCGUGCGAGUCGCAGUGGGUGGGCCCUUGGACAUCGGCCGCCGCGACUGCUUGCUGCACGUCAGCCCGUUCGGCAUGACCCCCGCCAGCGCCGCAGGAGCCGCAGAAACCGCACGGUUGCGGGGGCUGCUAGAGGCACCGCGCGUGCCGGCGGCCGCGCUGGAAGCUUCCAAGGAGCUGCUCGCCGCGUCAGCGACGCGCGCAGAGGCAGAGUCUGGGGACAGGUAUGACGCGCUCUUGUGUGACGGGGAUGCCGCGACCGCGGGCGCGGUUUGGGCGACGCUAGAGGGUCUCCGUGCCCUUCGCCUGGGGGGGCAGCAGGAGGGGCAGGUCGCGCCGCGGGGCGAGCAAAGGCAAGUGCGGCAGCAGCAGCAGCAGCAGGAGGAGGAGAAGGAGCAGGGAGAGCUGGCAGGGCGGCAGCAGCGGGAGAAACAGGGAGAUUCGGCAGGGUGGCAGCAGCAGCAGCAGCAUGAGCUGCUCGAGCCACAUGACCACAAGCAGCAUCAGCAAGCUCAGCAGCACAAAAUCCAGCAGGAGCAGCAGCAGCAGCACCAGGCGCAGGAGCAGCGGCAAACGCAGCAGUGGCAGCUGGUGGUGCAGCAGCAGCAGCAGCAGCAGCAGCAGCAGCAGCAGCAGCAGGUGGUGCAGAAGCAGCCGGCGUAUGUGCAGGAGCAGCAGCAGGCACCGAUCGCAGCAGCAGCUGGCGCGGCGGCCGUGCCAACCCCAGCGGGCCAUGCGAAUGAAGGCCGGCAGCGGCGUGGCUGUGCGGCCUGCGGCAGGACCAAGGCGGAGGGCGCGGCGCUGCGGCGCUGCGCGGGGUGCGGCAGCUCGACGGGCGUGCGGUACUGCAGCCAGCGCUGCUGCCGCGACCACUGGUGCAAGAUGGGCCACCGCGCAGAGUGCGAGGCGGCGCAGGCGGCGAAGCGGCUGAUGGCGCCGUGUGGGGGCGCCGGCCGCUGCAGCGGCGGCGACAACAGCAGGGGCGUGAUCGAUGAGUAA